AUGGCAUCGCCGUUCACUGGAGGCCUCCCCGUCUGGGACGAGACGCUGCUCUCUGCGCAAAUCGCGAACCUCUCGACUUCGCCAGCGCCCACCAGCAACGCCGGCGCGCCCGCUUCCGAGAGUGCCCUCAAAAACGUCCACGGGCGCGCCCGCAUCAGCUUCAGGGAGGCAGAAGGGAGCAAGAGACGACGGCAAAAAGGCCUCGGGGGGUUCACCCCUCUGUACGAGUCGAUCGUGAGAGGCGAGAAAUGGUCGACGCCGAAACCUUCGUCGCUCUCCCUUGAAGAGAAAUACGAGCUCUGCCUCUCCAUUGCGCAGGAGUGCAUCCAGCCGGAGGAGCUCCGCGCGCUCUUGGAGAAGAAGCCGUUCCCACUCUGCUACGACGGCUUCGAGCCCAGCGGCCGCAUGCACGUUGCGCAGGGUCUGCUGAAGGUCACGAACGUCAACAAACUGACCAGGGCGGGCUGCGUCUUUGUCUUCUGGGUGGCGGACUGGUUCGCGAUGCUCAACAACAAGAUGGGCGGUGACCUCAAGAAAAUCCAGAAAGUCGGAGAAUACUUCAUCGAGGUCUGGAAGGCCGCAGGCAUGGACAUGCAGAAUGUGCGCUUCCUGUGGGCCAGUGAAGAGAUCAACCGGAACUCUGAUCAGUACUGGAUGCAGGUCAUGCAAAUCGCGCGGUCUUUCACCAUCACCAGAAUCAAGCGCUGCUCUCAGAUCAUGGGUCGUCAGGAGGGAGACGACCAGCCCGCCGCGCAGAUCCUGUAUCCUUGCAUGCAGUGCGCCGACAUCUUCUACCUGGGAGCGGACAUUUGCCAGCUGGGCAUGGAUCAGCGAAAGGUCAACAUGUUGGCCCGCGAAUACUGCGAUGAAAUCAAGAGGAAGCUGAAGCCGAUCAUUCUGUCGCACCAGAUGUUGCCGGGGCUUCUGGAGGGUCAGGAGAAAAUGAGCAAGUCCAACCCAGACUCGGCGAUCUUCAUGGAAGAUACGGAGGUGGAAGUUAACAGGAAAAUCAAGAAAGCAUUCUGCCCGCCAGGUGUCAUUGAGGGCAACCCGUGCGCGGCCUACGUCGAGAAGCUUGUGUUCGCUGCUUUCGGAGAGUUCACAGUGAAGCGGUCGGAAGCCAACGGAGGCGAUAUUGUGUACAAGUCGGUGGAGGAAUUCAGAAAUGCGUACAUUAGUGGCGAUCUCCAUCCCGGAGAUCUCAAGGAGAGCCUUGCGCGCGAACUGAACCGCAGGCUCGACCCCAUCCGCAAGCACUUUACUGAAAACGAGCACGCGAAACAGUUGCUCCAGCAGAUCAAAGCAUACAAGGUUACGAAAUAA
Molecule: messenger RNA, 1323 nt
Organism: Besnoitia besnoiti
Lineage: Eukaryota; Apicomplexa; Conoidasida; Eucoccidiorida; Sarcocystidae
Product: tRNA synthetases class I family protein
Exons: 8
Coding region: 1-1323 (440 amino acids)
Biological process (GO): tRNA aminoacylation for protein translation
Molecular function (GO): tyrosine-tRNA ligase activity; ATP binding
Source: RefSeq, a predicted model, not a curated record